UGAAGCUAACUUCACGUCAGAAAUCUGCGCGCACAGAGAAAGCGGCCGCGGAGCUACGAUGCGCUCAGCGUUCACCGACCGGGCAACCGAGAAUAAAAACGGAAGACGAGGCGAAGCUCCGGGACUUUCUUAACACCGAGUGGACCGAGUGAGCCGUGAGAGGGAGCCUGCGUGCCGGCCGUGGGAGGCGGGGAGAAGCUGUGGGAGAAGCUGGGCUCGCACAGGACCGGACAGGGCGGGGUGAUGUUUAGGUUCCGGUAUAAAGGCAGCCAGAAAAUGGGAACCAGACGAGAUGUGGAGCCGGCUGCCGUGGUUUUCUACCGGAGACUAGAAUGAGAAGCUCACCGUGCUGGUGUAACCGGGCGGCGGUGUAAGCCGUCUGUGGAGGCCGGAGCAGCGUGUCUCUGCGGCGCCCCUCCGCCCCCCGCCCGCCACUAACAUGAUAUUUACAUUCUGCUGUCUCUUCCUCGUUACCGGAGGGGACCGGGCGUGGGCCGCCGGGAACCUCACCGUCGACAGCAGCGACGACACCAACCUGACGGCCGACAGCAGCAGCAGGUUCAUCCGAAUCGGGGACGGGUCGUCGCAGGAGUUCGAGUUCCCCGAAAACACCAACGGCGUGAUUGUAAUCUCCAGCCGGUACCGGAGCCAGGCCAGCAGGAAGGGCCGCCAGAGCUGGAAGGAGACCGUGAGAGUCCGCUCCCUGGACCCGGAGGUCCUCUCCAUCCUCAACGUGACGGACAGCGGCCACGCAGGACCAGCAAAGAGCUACAUAAUCAGCAUCCGCUCUGGUUUCCCAGGCAGAGCCCAGCUCCAGAUCCAGCUGUUGGAUUUGGAUCAGGACUCAGGUCCGGUUCUGAUAGAAGAGAGGACGGAUUACUCCAUCAGAGUGGCGCCCGGUAAUGACGACCCGGCCACCAGGCUCAUCCAGUCUGGUGGCCUGUCCCAUUUCUCUGAGAACCCGGUGCUGUUCGCCUUGCUGCCCCUCAUCUUCGUCAACAAGUGUGCCUUUGGGUGCAAGGUGGAGGUGGAGGUGCUGCGUGGUCUGCUGAGGAGCCCGGUGCCGCUGGUCUUAGGGGUUCUGGGUCAGUUCCUGGUGAUGCCCUUGUACGCCUACUGUGUAUCCCGGCUUGCCACGCUGCCCAAAGCGCUCUCCCUGGGUCUGGUCAUCACCUGCUCGGCGCCCGGCGGCGGUGGCGGCUACCUGUACAGCCUGCUCCUCGGAGGGGACGUCACCCUGGCCAUCUCCAUGACCCUGGUGUCCACGGUGGUGGCGGCGGCGGCCAUGCCUCUGUCGUCGGCUCUGUACGGUCACCUUCUGGGCGUCCACGCCGCCUUGCACGUCCCCUUUGUGAAGAUCCUCGGCACCCUCCUGUUCAUCGCCAUCCCCAUCUCGCUUGGCAUGCUGGUCAAGCUGCGCCUGCCCGCCUUGACGCGAGUCCUGCUGGCCCUCAUCAGACCGUUCAGCUUCGUGCUCAUCGUAGGCGGCAUCUUCAUGGCCUACCAAAUGGGCGCGUCCAUUCUGGCCAACGUCAAGCCUCAGAUCGUGGCGGUUGGGGUGACGGUGCCUUUGUUGGGGCUGAUAGUUGGAGCCAUUAUGGGUAAGGUGGCCGGCUUGGCGCCACCGCAGAGGAAGACAGUCAGCAUCGAGGUCGGCGUCCAGAACAGCCUGCUGGCGCUCGCCGUCAUGCAGCUGUCUUUCCGGCGGGCUGAGGCCGACUUCGCGUCCCAGGCGCCGUUCAUCGUGGCCCUCAGCAGCACCUCGGAGAUGCUGCUCAUCGUCCUGGGGUACUUCGCCCAUCGGAAGUUGUGCGGCUCCGCCGUCCCCAGGAGCGACGCCUGAUUGUAGCCAGGACAUUUUUUUUUCGAAGACUCUUUGGAAACCUGUGGAAAACUUGGCGUUCCACACAAGACGCCCAACAAUCACCAAUCCAGCCGUCACUGUCGCGAUGCACAGGACGGCGAAUGGACUUUUUUUGUGUGUGUUUUUUGUCGUCGUUUUCGUAUUUUUCAUGAAAACCAAAGGCCUUUUACCCCCUCUGAGACCUUUUUUGUGUUUAUUUUACAGUCCGUACUUUUUAAAGAUCAAAUUAUACUGUGAGGUACUUCAUGUAAAUAUUCAUAAGGAGAGAAAUACCUAUUAAAAAAAGAAAAGAUAUUUUUCUACCAGAUUACUUUUUGUAAUCCAAAAAAACUAAAAAAAAAACAAACAAACAAAGAAGCAAAGAUCGAUUUGCAUCAUGUUUACAAGAGGUCCAUGUGUCUUAGCCUGGGGGAUGGGGAGCGGGUUUACCUGGAAUCACACAGGAACAUGAUGAUGAUGAUGAUGAUGAUGAUUUUUUGAAAGUAUUUGCUACUGAUUGUGUUUCCUGGAUCUGCGAAUCCACGUACUUGAAUAACGAGCGAGGCGCAAUGAGGAAAAAGUCAAUAAAAAACAAACGUUGUUGAAGCAGA
This is a messenger RNA of Larimichthys crocea (large yellow croaker), 2454 nucleotides long. It is a transcript of the gene slc10a3, whose product is annotated as solute carrier family 10 member 3. Gene Ontology annotation, biological process: bile acid and bile salt transport. The record is from RefSeq and is a predicted model, not a curated record. Gene Ontology annotation, cellular component: membrane. The transcript has a single exon. Lineage: Eukaryota; Metazoa; Chordata; Actinopteri; Sciaenidae. The coding region runs from base 440 to 1843 and encodes 467 amino acids. Gene Ontology annotation, molecular function: bile acid:sodium symporter activity.